This is a messenger RNA of Drosophila pseudoobscura, 4129 nucleotides long. It is a transcript of the gene Pdfr, whose product is annotated as Pigment-dispersing factor receptor. The record is from RefSeq and is a predicted model, not a curated record. Gene Ontology annotation, cellular component: plasma membrane. The coding region runs from base 383 to 2677 and encodes 764 amino acids. Gene Ontology annotation, biological process: adenylate cyclase-modulating G protein-coupled receptor signaling pathway; cell surface receptor signaling pathway. The transcript has 11 exons. NCBI's taxonomy places the organism in Eukaryota, Metazoa, Arthropoda, Insecta, Diptera, Drosophilidae. Gene Ontology annotation, molecular function: G protein-coupled peptide receptor activity.
UUCCAUUCCGCCACUCAGCGACGCCUGAUCUCAGCAUAGCCUCGGGCCCCUAGGCCCCCAAGUCCCCAGACGUGUCCCCCCGCCGAAGUCGUCGGGCGUGCAAAUAAACCCAACGGGGAAAAUAAUUAAACAAAUCUUGCAGCGAAAUUUGGUCAAUUGUUGAUUAUUUUUGUUGUUGUGUUCGCAAGUGUUUCAAAAAUAUUAAAAUCCCAAAAAUAAAUAAGCAACAAAAUAGUUCCAACCUAAUAAACCAUAAAAACUUGAACAGUUGAAUAUAUUAAAAACCAUCGAGCAACAAAAGAAGACAACAGCCGAACGCCGAAGGCCGGGCAGCCAUCCGCCAAAGGCCAUAGUUGGCGGCAGGUAUACUGUCUGCGGCGAUAUGACAGAUCAGCCAAGUACCGACGAGACCGGCGGCGGUGUCGCCACUCAUUUCUUCGCCCGCUUGAUGCGCCUCACCGGCGUGUCAUUAUCAUCGGCUGCUGCCGCUGCUGCAUCCAACUCCAUGCCAGAGCCCACCACAUCUUCGCUAAUGACAACCGAAUCGCCCACCACAGCCGCAGCGGAGCUGGCACCUUCCUAUCUCAUCGACCGGGUCACACAGGUGGCCCGUAUUGCCCUGGAGGUCACCACAACAGCAUCGGAGGUGCUGGCAGAGGCCCUCCCAGAGGUAGACACCAGCUUUGCCAAUGGUACUAUUCACGGAAAUCUAACAUUGGCCGCUGCGGCUGCCGCCAACUAUGAGAACUGUUCGGCCAUUUUUGCCAACUACACGCAACCAGAAGCAGGCAUCUACUGCAACUUCACUUGGGACACUCUGACCUGUUGGCCGCCAACUCCCGCCGGAGUCAUGGCACGUAUGCAUUGCCCAGCGGGCUUUCAUGGUGUCGAUCCGCGAAAGUUUGCUAUCCGCAAGUGCGAGCUGGAUGGCCGCUGGGGCACACGACCAGAUACCACAAAUAUGACAGCGGAAGCGAUUGCCGCUGGUUGGACCGACUAUGGACCCUGCUACAGACCUGAGGUGAUCCGCCUAAUGCAGCAGAUGGGCAGCAAGGAUAUUGAUCUCUAUAUUGAAAUUGCCAGGCAUACACGAACGUUGGAGAUCGUGGGCCUAUGCCUGUCGCUGCUUGCCCUGCUCGUCUCUCUGGUAAUCUUCUGUAGCUUUCGAUCGCUGCGAAACAACCGUACAAGGAUCCACAAGAAUCUAUUCGUCGCCAUGGUCCUUCAGGUGCUUAUCCGACUCACGAUCUAUCUGGACCAAUUCCAGCGCGGCAGCAAAUCCAGUGGCAGUUCCUCAAACUCUAGUAGUAGUCUCUCGGCGAUCGAGAAUACGCCAUAUCUAUGCGAGGCCUCCUAUGUCCUGCUGGAGUACGCCCGAACGGCCAUGUUCAUGUGGAUGUUCAUUGAGGGACUGUAUCUGCACAAUAUGGUAACGGUGGCCGUGUUCCAGGGCCAGUUUCCGCUCAAGUUCUUCUCGCGUCUGGGCUGGUGCGUGCCCAUCCUGAUGACCACAGUCUGGGCACGAUGCACCGUCAUGUACAUGGACACUUCGAUGGGUGAAUGCCUGUGGAACUACAAUCUGACGCCGUAUUACUGGAUACUCGAGGGACCCCGACUUGCAGUAAUUUUGCUGAAUUUCUGUUUCCUGGUGAACAUCAUCCGGGUGCUGGUGAUGAAGCUUCGACAAUCGCAGGCCAGCGACAUCGAGCAGACCCGCAAGGCAGUGAGGGCCGCCAUCGUCCUGCUGCCCCUUUUGGGUAUCACCAAUCUCCUGCACCAGUGGCCUGUACUCAAGUCGGCCACCAAUUUUGCAGUGUGGUCGUACGGCACACAUUUUCUUACCUCUUUUCAAGGCUUCUUCAUUGCUCUCAUCUACUGUUUCCUUAAUGGCGAGGUACGCGCUUGCUUGCUCAAGAGUUUAUCGAAUCAGUUAUCGCUGCGCGGUCAUCCCGAAUGGGCGCCAAAGCGGCCCUCAAUGUAUUCGGGGGCCUACAACACCGCCCCUGAUACGGACGCUGUCGGCCAACAGCCGGUGGCCGAUACGCAGGCGGCUACAGGAGGUUUACGAACGUCGCCGAUCAACAGGCGGCAGAACACUAGUGCCAGUAUCGUUAUGAUCCACGAACCCAACCACCGACAGCGUCUUGUGCAGCGAAACCACAACAACAACAACCAGGAGAGUCCACGCCGCCAAAGGGGGGAACGGACUGAUGAUGAAAACCGAAUCGGAAUUGCAGCUGGAGCCGGAGUCGAGGCUGAAGUCGUUGUAGUGCAGGACUCUGUCGGUGGUGCAGUGGGUAGGAAGCGCGAGACACGCAUACACGCUGGAACCAAGUGGAUGAUUUCCGGCCUCUGCUUCAGGGGUCAAAAGAACAAACGUGUGAUGCCCCCCAAAGCUUCCCAUGUAGCACAGCAAAUAUUUAUGACCUCGCAGCUGCCUACAUCAGCGAUGGCCCUCGCAAUUGUCACUGUAAGCGCCUCUCCAACAGUAAAAGAAACAGGAACAGAGACAGCUCCAAACACGGACGCAAAAACCGCAUGCCAUACCCUAUCCGCAUCCCCAGUGGUAGCUCAAAUACACACCGCACCCGGAACACCAGAAGCAUCCAAACUGUCUAUAAUAUCGGAGGCAAGGACAAAGAGAACUCCAAGGCAUCUUCAUGCAAACACAGCGUAAAGCUAUCUCCCGAGCAGACCUCUUGGUCUGUUUCGUUUUGGCAAAACGCAGCUGUCCCGUUAGCCCAGCUUAGCGUUGAAGUGAGCAACUGUUCUUGCAUUUCUUUUUCGUAUGCAAAAGGCACACAUGCUUUGAAAAGAACACACAACUGUACCAGCUUACGGCAAAGGCGAACCACUGUACUUUUUAAUGUUUUUCCGUAUGCAAAAUUCAUGGGCGUAGAAAAACACACAACUGUAGAAGCUUAGCGUAUGAGCGAGCAAAUAUAAAACAAGUGGUUUUGGGGAGAGUACUGUUCUUAUCAACAGUUCUUAUCAUUAUCCAAAAGCUGACUAAACUUUUUUGUAUGCAAAUCAACAAAAUCUCUGAAACAGAGUGACCGUUUCAUUUUGUCACUCUGCUGUUUCGAGAGAAACUGUACUUCGCCUUGAAGUACGGAAGAAACUGUACUAAAACUUUUUUUGUAAGCAAAGGCUUAGGCAACACAUGCAUCAAAAGAAUAUCGUUCGAUAUUAAUGCAUACCUAUACCUUUACAUUAUAUAUAUAUAUAUACUAAAUAUGUCUAUAUAUACAUAUACAGAUGUACAUACUUAUUUUGGUAUAUUUACCCCAUAGAUACAUACAUAUGCCGAAACCGAUGGAUCACAAUUCACAAUUCUUUUUUUUAUCGUGAAUAUGAACAUAUAGAAGAACCAACAUACAGAUAUGAAGUUGUGUGGAUAAAUUGAUGUAAUAUUGAUGUCAGGCACAUACAUACGUAUUGAUGUUAAUAUUAUUUUUUUGGAAAAUCUACAUAUAUACAUUAUCUAUAUAUAUAUAUAUAUAUAUGUAUAUAUAUAUAGUAUACAACAGAGAAAACAUAUUUACAUAAUAUUUACACUGCGCUACAUACAAGAAGAAAAAUCAAGCCUAAAAAACCUGAGAGGCAUUCAGUGCCAUUAAACGGUCGAUAGAGAGAGAGAGUGUGUUAGAGAGGCAGGAGAUUGAUCGUAUAUUGAAUUUAAAUGCAACAUGCAACACGAAAGUACAAAGCACGUGGAAUGAAAUGGGUCACAAGACGGAGGUUUAAGAGGACUUUGGAACAAUAUUCAACACUUUACAAUAUUUCACACGCUUAGAACACUCAUCAAACGGCUCAGUGGAUAUCAGUGCGCUUGAAUACUGAUUAUUUAAUUAACUCUAAGCUUUUUUUCUGCAUUUUAAUGGAAUGUGUGUGAAAUCUGCUGCUUUUUCACGUAUUGAUUUUCGUUUCGCUUUUGGCUAUGCUAAUGCAAAUUUCUCAACAAAAAAACAAAUAUUUAUAUGCUAUGAAUUCAAGCCGAAUUUAAACUACAAAAAACCAGAUCACCCAGUGGUCAAUGGUAUACUAUUACGUGUAUAAGUCUAAAUGGAAUAUAAAACUAUGAAUAAACAUGAUUUUGAAUGUAUACAUACUACUCCUAAACAACCAA